UAGGGUUUUGCAUUUUGUGAGCGCCACAAGUUAGCAUUCAUCUUCGUCUCGACGUUUCUCUGUGCUAUUCCGCCUCCGUAGCUAGGUUUAAGUCGUAAGCGAAGAAGCAUGGGUCACUCCAACGUUUGGAACUCUCAUCCCAAGAACUACGGCCCUGGGUCGCGUGCCUGCCGUGUUUGUGGGAACCCGCAUGGGUUGAUCAGGAAGUAUGGGCUUAUGUGUUGCAGGCAGUGCUUCCACAGCAAUGCCAAGCAGAUUGGCUUCAUCAAGUACCGUUAAGGAUAGAUUCACAUCUGGUUCUCAGUUCGCAAUCAUUGGAGUUGAAUCAAGAAAUUGUUAUUUUUACUAUUUGUCUCAUUUCAGUUAGAAUUAGCUGGAGCUGUCAUAACCUGAUCAACCCUCUAGCACUCUAAUAUCUUCAGUUUUGGUGGAUGUUGAUGUUUUGAUUGUGCAACAAUUUGAACAAAUUGAUGUUUUGAUUGUUCAACCAUUUAAAAUAUUUAAAAUAUAUUGUUGAUGUUUUGAUUUA
Molecule: messenger RNA, 529 nt
Organism: Cornus florida
Lineage: Eukaryota; Viridiplantae; Streptophyta; Magnoliopsida; Cornales; Cornaceae
Product: small ribosomal subunit protein uS14
Exons: 3
Coding region: 109-279 (56 amino acids)
Biological process (GO): translation
Cellular component (GO): ribosome; cytosolic small ribosomal subunit
Molecular function (GO): zinc ion binding; structural constituent of ribosome
Source: RefSeq, a predicted model, not a curated record